AGGCUAUCUCCUUGACAAUCCCACCUCCGAGCUUGCAAAACUUUACUUGUAUAUCAUCCUUGGCAUCAAUCGUUUCAUAAUAGCCGAUGGCUUCUUUGAAUACUGUGCUUGUGCCCCUUGUAGCUCUUCUUGUGGCCUCUUUGACGGUUUCUUCAGCAAGCAACUUCUACAACGAUUUUGAUAUUACCUGGGGAGAUGGUCGUGCUAAGAUCCUCAGCAACGGCGAGCUCCUCACUCUCAACCUUGACAAGGCCUCUGGCUCUGGAUUUCAAUCCAGGAAUGAGUAUCUGUUCGGAAAGAUUGACAUGCAACUCAAGCUUGUCCCUGGCAACUCUGCAGGCACUGUCACUGCUUAUUAUCUGUCAUCAAAAGGGUCUGCAUGGGAUGAGAUAGAUUUUGAAUUCCUGGGGAAUUUGAGCGGUGAUCCUUACAUCCUGCACACUAAUGUGUUUAGCCAAGGCAAGGGCAACAGAGAGCAGCAAUUCUAUCUUUGGUUUGACCCAACUGCUGAUUUCCACACAUAUUCCAUUCUUUGGAAUCCACAGCGCAUUGUCUUCUCUGUGGAUGGCACUCCAAUUCGAGAGUUCAAGAACCUGGAGUCUAUGGGGGUUCCCUUUCCAAAAAACCAGCCGAUGAGGAUUUACUCGAGUCUAUGGAAUGCUGAUGACUGGGCUACAAGAGGUGGCUUGGUCAAGACAGAUUGGGCCCUGGCUCCUUUCACAGCUUCGUAUAGAAAUUUCAAUGCCGAAGCUUGUGUUUUGUCUAAUGGGGCAUCUUCUUGUGGCACAACCACUUCUCCUCCCGCCUCCACCUCGAAUGCUUGGUUCUCAGAGGAGCUUGAUUCAGCAAGGCAAGAGAGGUUGAAAUGGGUCCGGGAGAAUUACAUGGUAUACAAUUACUGCAAAGAUGUCAAUAGAUUUCCCCAAGGUCUACCUACGGAAUGCAGCAUGUCCUAGAAAGAUGACGUCCUUGCAUUACCUGUCCAAGUUUUGCCACAUAAGAUAUUCAAUUAGUUUUUGUAAUUUAGGCAAUUAAUCAAUUGGUGCAAUUCUUUAAUUCUUUUUCAUCAAUCAAUUGUUUUUAAUGUAAUAUGAAUCCGUAGUAUUUCGAUGAAAGUAAAAAGUAUUCCUGGCUU
This is a messenger RNA of Populus nigra (black poplar), 1135 nucleotides long. Its product is annotated as probable xyloglucan endotransglucosylase/hydrolase protein 23. Gene Ontology annotation, molecular function: xyloglucan:xyloglucosyl transferase activity; hydrolase activity, hydrolyzing O-glycosyl compounds. Gene Ontology annotation, cellular component: cell wall; apoplast. The record is from RefSeq and is a predicted model, not a curated record. Gene Ontology annotation, biological process: cell wall biogenesis; xyloglucan metabolic process. The transcript has 3 exons. NCBI's taxonomy places the organism in Eukaryota, Viridiplantae, Streptophyta, Magnoliopsida, Malpighiales, Salicaceae. Bases 87 to 956 code for a protein of 289 amino acids.